Molecule: messenger RNA, 612 nt
Organism: Didymosphaeria variabile
Lineage: Eukaryota; Fungi; Ascomycota; Dothideomycetes; Pleosporales; Didymosphaeriaceae
Exons: 2
Coding region: 1-612 (203 amino acids)
Source: RefSeq, a predicted model, not a curated record
AUGUGCACCUUCUUCACCCUGACCUACAGCUGCGGCCACACGCAAACAUCUCACCGCUGCCCUCGCUCCACCAUCUACGUAUACGGCAAGAAUGGCGAACAAGUCCCCCGGAUCGACGGCUGCGACAGCACCCACGCCAUAAACGCCGAUCUCCGCGACAAUUGUAUCGACUGCAAGAUGAAGGACGGGCUCAUGCCGGGGGUGACUACCGGCGUGAACGGGUGGUCGCAGUGGGGCCCGAAAGAAGAAGCUCUCUCUGCGCGGGUGAAGAGCAUGAAAGAGGGAAUUCAGAAGAUGGACUCUCCCGUGGAGAGUAGCGCGGUGCAAGCGGAGGAUUGGGAGGAGCAGGUGCGCGCUGCGCUGAUGGAUCAACCGCGCGGGCAGACGAGUACGCCGGAGACGAUGACAAGCAGCGCGAGAAGCGGUUCAAUGCAGGCGGAGUGGAGGCAGGAAGCCUUUAGGGUCAAGGACCAGGAUGAGGAAAAUGACGACUGGAUGUGGGGUGGUAUGAUGGACUUUGGUGCAGAGAGUGCUCGGAAUGGAGGAAAAGAUAUGCCUAUGCGGAUGCAUCAGAAGCAGACUGCACGACGGUCGCAGCGGUUAGGAGGGUGA